AUGACAGACUGCCACGAGAUCCCGUCUCCAAAAGCAAACGAAGUUCUGAAGAGCAAGACGCCUAACUGCGGAGAGGGAAAGGUCUGUGGUCGAGCUCAAGACCAGCCAACCUUCGACGACAUUGCCCCUGUCCUCGACUUCGAGUCCCAGGGGACGCACGCACAAACGGGAAGGGAAAGCACAAGGCCGCUGAAUCACGGCUCCGAUUGGCCUCACAUUACAUUCCACCCGCUGCCGGGACCAGAAAUACUGCGCGUCUCAGGCGCGACGCGCAGUUGA
Messenger RNA from Diaporthe amygdali, 279 nucleotides. RefSeq lists its product as uncharacterized. The transcript has a single exon. The record is from RefSeq and is a predicted model, not a curated record. The coding region runs from base 1 to 279 and encodes 92 amino acids. Lineage: Eukaryota; Fungi; Ascomycota; Sordariomycetes; Diaporthales; Diaporthaceae.